AUGGCGACUCCCAUCGUGUACAAGAAAGCAGAUAUCGAUGCCGACCCCGCAAGAGCAGAAUACAAGACCAUAUUACCUGCCCAACGAUCUCGUACGCCCAAGGCCCCCAACAUUCAUACGGCAAAGCAGCAAACUAACACCCACAACCAGCCCGAGCAAAACCGUCUCGGUAUGUUCCCCCAAUUCCACCAACGCAACACCCAACUGAACCUCGCAGACCUCCAACACCAAAUGUGCAAACUCAUCCUCGACGGCAAACUCGGCCUCGCCCCCGUCCCAUCCCCCAAGCACGUCCUCGACGUCGCCACAGGCACAGGCAUAUGGGCCCUCGAAUACGCCAAAAACAACCCCCAAGCAAACGUCAUCGGCACCGACCUCUUCACCAUGCAACCGGCCACCGCCGCGCCCAACGUCUCCUUUGUCCGGCAAGACGUCGAGAAGGAAGAGUGGAACUACCCCCAUCCCUUUGACUACAUCCACCUCCGCUACAUAGUAAGCUGCUUCGACGACGCGCAGUCCGUGUUCCGAAAAGCCCACGCCGCCCUCCGCCCAGGCGGGUACAUUGAGAUAUUCGACCUGGUCCUGCACCCGCGCUACAGCGGCGACAAGCGCGGCCCCGCGCUCGACAAGUGGUGCUCCGCCGUGUGCGCCGCCGCCACGAGAGAAGGCAGGGAUCUCCGGAAAGCAGAGAGGUACAAGCAGUGGCUGGAGGAGAUUGGCUUCGUGGACGUGGUGGACGUCGAGAUGAUGCUACCCGGCAACGCGUGGUCCGAGGACGACAAGAUAAAGGAGAUUGGCGCGCUCCUCGUACAAGUGCAGCCGGGACCUCUGUUGACCCUGGGGACCUACUUUGGAGCAAGGGGCCUGUCGGGCGUGUUGGAUGGCCUUGCUCCGGAGAUGAUGAGGGACAUGGAGGAUGAGAGCAUCCACCUGUGCUGGCCCAUGUGA
Molecule: messenger RNA, 948 nt
Organism: Metarhizium acridum CQMa 102
Lineage: Eukaryota; Fungi; Ascomycota; Sordariomycetes; Hypocreales; Clavicipitaceae
Source: RefSeq, a predicted model, not a curated record